Messenger RNA from Pneumocystis jirovecii RU7, 591 nucleotides. RefSeq names its product DNA replication protein PSF1. Gene Ontology annotation, biological process: DNA replication; DNA strand elongation involved in mitotic DNA replication. Gene Ontology annotation, cellular component: GINS complex. Bases 1 to 591 code for a protein of 196 amino acids. The record is from RefSeq and is a predicted model, not a curated record. The transcript is spliced from 2 exons. Lineage: Eukaryota; Fungi; Ascomycota; Pneumocystomycetes; Pneumocystales; Pneumocystaceae.
AUGUUUGGAGAUUUUGCUGCAAAACUUAUAGCUGAUACUUCUCGUGCAAUACGCCUUGAUACGUGGCCGCCUUAUGAGACAGAACGAGUUCAAGCAGUAUUAAGAGAAAUCUGUGCAUUAGAUGAAGCAUCACGAGAGCUUCUUGAAGCCCAUGGCGGAACUACGUUCUCUCAAACAGAAUAUCCAGGUAUAGCAGCGCAUUUACUUGUGCAAUAUUUGUGUAAACUUCGUAAUAAACGAUGUUUGCUUGCAUACCACCGUGCACGCGCCAUACGGCUUGCAUCUACGUGCUGGAGUGAUCCAUUGCAAGCAGUAGUUGAUUCAGGGCUGCUUUCAGCGGCUGAACGCACGUAUUUACGCGCAUAUACUUCACUUUGUUCAUAUUAUAUGCAGCAAUGGCCAGGAAUUGAUUUUGGCGGGGCUCUUGAGCCGCCAAAUGAUCUUUAUGUUAAUGUCCGUGUAUUGCAGGAUGUUGGAGAAAUCCAGACAGAAUAUGGGGCAAUUACUUUAAAUAAAAAUAGCCAGUUUUUUUUACGGCUUUCUGAUGUAGAAGGGCUUCUUCGACAGGGUUAUUUGCAGAGAGUAUCUUAG